This is a messenger RNA of Cladophialophora yegresii CBS 114405, 537 nucleotides long. RefSeq lists its product as uncharacterized. The transcript has 3 exons. Lineage: Eukaryota; Fungi; Ascomycota; Eurotiomycetes; Chaetothyriales; Herpotrichiellaceae. Bases 1 to 537 code for a protein of 178 amino acids. The record is from RefSeq and is a predicted model, not a curated record.
AUGCGCGUGAUGGAGCUCAUGAACGAUUUCCGGACGCUUCAAUUACACAUCACGUCGCUGAUCACACGAAGCGAGGCCAACCCUCCAGACCAGCAAUCAUACUACCUCGACGGCUACGUGGUCUUGAGACAGUGUGCGGCCGAGUCGCAAGCUGUCCUAGCCGGUCACUUCAACCCCGGCAGCCUUGGAAUCCAGGCCGGCAACGUCCCCGAAACUGAGGUCCAGAAAGCGACAUUGCAAAGAAUCAUCCUGGAUGCCUCUACGAGAAGGUUUCAGGCACACAAAACCUACCUACGAGCAUCCGCGGCGAUGCGCUGGGUGCAGAUGCGUGCGCAAGUAUUGAGAGGCGAGAAGCCAGCAGCAAAGCACGCCAAUGCUCUACGGGCCGUCGAUCAACGACUUCGUCAGGAACUCGACGAAGUCACCGAUGAACACGUCGUCAGGGACCUUCGCAACGCAGACCGGCGAAAGGGCUACUGGGUCGAUGAGGACCCAACCCUGGAGCGCAUGCUUGGAUGGAUCCGAAUGCAGAGGUGA